This is a messenger RNA of Acipenser ruthenus (sterlet), 2540 nucleotides long. RefSeq names its product ras-related C3 botulinum toxin substrate 1-like. The transcript is spliced from 7 exons. Gene Ontology annotation, biological process: regulation of actin cytoskeleton organization; cortical cytoskeleton organization; small GTPase-mediated signal transduction. Gene Ontology annotation, cellular component: cell projection; plasma membrane; cytoplasmic vesicle. Lineage: Eukaryota; Metazoa; Chordata; Actinopteri; Acipenseriformes; Acipenseridae. The record is from RefSeq and is a predicted model, not a curated record. The coding region runs from base 284 to 886 and encodes 200 amino acids. Gene Ontology annotation, molecular function: protein kinase binding; GTPase activity; GTP binding.
AAGGCUCGCGCUCUGAAUUCCUGAAUUCAUAGGAGAGGCCGGAAAUGACUCGUUAGGGAACAGCGAACAGGGAGCUGCAGUUUCCGUUGUAUUGCGCUGCAGGUUUUUUAGGGUGGUGGCUGGUUGCGACUCAACUUCUAGUCAAGAGUGGAGGGAGGCCAGGUUGUUGAUAUCAAUCCAGGACAGGGAACAUUAAUGUUGUUUUAAUAAACACUGUAUAUUCAUAAAAUACAAAUAUCUACAUAAACACAGAGAGCAGAAAAGCUCAAAAUCGCGAGGAGCAAUGCAGGCCAUUAAGUGUGUGGUUGUUGGGGACGGGGCUGUAGGGAAAACAUGCCUGCUUAUCAGUUACACCACCAAUGCGUUUCCUGGAGAGUAUAUCCCCACUGUCUUCGACAACUAUUCUGCAAAUGUAAUGGUUGAUGGCAAACCGGUUAACCUGGGACUCUGGGAUACAGCUGGACAGGAAGACUAUGACAGAUUACGUCCCCUAUCGUACCCCCAAACGGAUUGGGUUUUAACAGUGAUGACAGAUGUCUUCUUAAUCUGCUUUUCACUUGUGAGUCCUGCAUCCUUUGAAAAUGUCCGCGCUAAGUGGUAUCCUGAGGUGAGACACCAUUGCCCAAACACUCCUAUCAUUCUUGUGGGCACCAAGCUGGAUCUGAGAGAUGACAAGGACACGAUUGAGAAACUAAAGGAGAAGAAACUCACUCCCAUCACCUACCCACAGGGACUGGCCAUGGCUAAAGAGAUUGGUGCAGUGAAAUAUCUGGAAUGCUCAGCACUUACACAGCGAGGCCUGAAGACGGUGUUUGAUGAAGCUAUCCGAGCAGUGCUGUGCCCACCCCCCGUCAAGAAGAGGAAGAAAAAGUGCAUGAUUUUGUAAACUGCCUUCCAGUCUUUGCUUUCCUCAAAAUAUUCGAAAAUGCCAUUUUUCUUCGAUUGUAAUUAGUGUUUCCUAUCCUCCAUUAAUCUUGCCUUUUAAAUAAAAUCCCAGUUAGCUUUCAUCAUUUCAUUUUGAAAACAAAUAUAUUGAAGUAUGCUGCCUUUUAAACAUUUUAUAACUUGCUGAAAUUGCAAAAAAAAAAAGUCCCAUCAAACAAUUUUCCUUUACUUUGUAGAGUUCCCAUUGUUUGUUUACAGUCUUCAAAGUGUUGCCAAACGUAUCUGCUGUAACAAAACAUUGGAAGUCCAACUGCAAACGCAAACUCAUUUGUUUUAAAAUUAUUAUGGUUUGUCUGUUUAAGGAAACUAAAUCUGGCUUGGUUAAAGGUAUUUUUUUUUUUUCUAUAGUAAUGGUUACAUAGUUUAAAAAAAAAUACUAAAACGUUUAGUUUUUAAACAAUUGCUUAAAUAUUAGCUGAGGCGUGGCAUUGUAGUGCAACUAUUGAACACUAACCUGUGUUUACUGUAGAACUAUGUACAUCGUCAGAUGAAUGCUUAUAAAAAUUACUGUAUUCGAUGGUUUGAGAUUCACAAUUAAAUGCGUUACUGUUGUAAGAGAUGGGUUGUAAAUUAAUCCCAGCUCUUGCUGCUGCAAUUUAAAAUCCAAAAAGAAACCGCUCUAACUUGUUUUGCUAUGGUAUUAUUCAGUCCCUCUCACCCCACUCAUACACUGAGGAAGUAGGAAACCUAAAGAUCCCUUUUUGUGUGAAACUGCAGUAUUGCUAAUUCGUUUUGGCACAGAGACUUGAUUAUUUGCGCUACUAAAAGUGACAAAAUAACUGACCUGUGACUUCUAGGUUGUAGUGGUGCAACAGCUGGCCAGGUUUUAUGGCUUGGACCUUACAUUCAGGAUUUCUAUACCAUUUUUGGUAUUGGGGCAUUUAUAUGGUAAUCAGUCAUUCCCAUAACUAUCUUGAUUAUCUUCCUUUCUUUAAAUAGCACAUUUAAAUCCAAGUAAAAGCUUAUGUGAGACUUUAAAGCAUCAGUUUGGGUAAUAAAGAUGUUCAACUAAAACCCAAUUUGGCUAUUUCAUAGGCUUGUUUGUAACUACUUGCUGAUGGUGUUUGGUGUUACAAUCCUGUGAAUUUCCUUUUUUGUAAGGUUUUUAUUUAAGCUACUUUUUUUAUUAAAGUUUCACAUCACUGUAUUUUAAACUAACACUGUAAGUCUCAUAUGGUGCAGUACCUCACUUAAUGGAGAUAUAACUCUUGAUCUGAUUAUGUUGCUUCCUACAUUUUAAGCUUUUAAUAUUGCUGCAGAUAUUAUACAAUAUACUAUAUUUAGUGAGUGGUAGAAGGAGUUUUAGAAUUUCAAUGUGAUUUUUAUAGUGAAAUUGCAUUUUAUGUUCAACCUUUUGAACCACUGGAACUGAACAAAACAUUUAUUAGGAUAUGCAGGUAGGUGUCUUGACAUUCCUGCGGAUGUAUUUAGCAGAAUAUUCUACAUGCAUGAGUGAGCUCAAUUAAUCAUUUUACCAGUAUCAGCUUUGGUAAUUUAUAUUUCUGAAAGCAAGGUGCUGUAUUUUUCACACCUUGGAAAAUGGUAAUACUUUUCUGGAUUUCAACAAAGCCAAUAAACUUUCAUUAAAAAUAAAA